Cucurbita maxima (winter squash) is the source of this 1215-nucleotide messenger RNA. Its product is annotated as F-box protein At5g67140-like. Gene Ontology annotation, molecular function: protein binding. The coding region runs from base 232 to 999 and encodes 255 amino acids. The record is from RefSeq and is a predicted model, not a curated record. The transcript has 5 exons. Gene Ontology annotation, biological process: SCF-dependent proteasomal ubiquitin-dependent protein catabolic process. Gene Ontology annotation, cellular component: SCF ubiquitin ligase complex. Lineage: Eukaryota; Viridiplantae; Streptophyta; Magnoliopsida; Cucurbitales; Cucurbitaceae.
GAAUGGGUGAUCCAUACAGCGAAGUUCAUGCGGGAGAGGAUGAGAUGAGAACGCCCUGCUGGCGGGCUCCUAGAUUCCAUGGAAACUGAUAAAAGUUACCUAAAUAUUUUGGAUAUUUUUGGAGGUCAGAAUCUUGAAAUCAUGGCGGUAUGAUGUCAACAUCCUUUCUGACUUUUUCUCUUUCUCCUUCUGUGGAAUCUUCCACCUGCUUUUUUAUGGUUCUCUUCUGCCAUGGCAUACGACCCCACAGACUUCUUCUUCCAAAUUGAUAUGCGCAGAGGAGAGGGGAGGAGAAGAAUGGAUUCGGCUGAUGUUUGGGCGGUAGGGAUGGAGUUCGAACCGGAGAUUGAUCGUUUGCCGAUUGACCUACUCGCUCAUAUUUUUGCGAUGAUCACGUCCUUCACCGAUUUGGCUCAGGCGUGCGGCGUUUGUCGGAAAUGGAAGGAAGGAGUUAAACUCUCUCUUGGUAGGAAGGAGAGUUUGAGCUUUGCUGGUUGGAAGAUGGAUGAUGACUCCACUGCUCGUCUUAUUUGCCAUGCCUACAGUCUUCGAGACCUCGACAUCUCAAGAAGCCGUUGGGGUAGCCAAAUAACAGACCGUGGAUUGCACCAAAUCUCUCUUGCAAACUGCAUUCCCAACCUCACGUCCAUUUCGCUAUGGGGCAUGGCAGGGAUCACCGACAAGGGGGUUGUGCAGCUGAUUUCCAGAGCCAACUCGUUGCAAAACCUGAAUGUCGGUGGCACCUUUGUCACAGAUGUCUCUCUACUUGCAAUUGCGGAUAACUGUCCAAAUUUGAAGAGCAUUGUCCUGUGGAGCUGUCGCCAUGUAACGGAGAGUGGACUUCUUAUUCUUGUAAGUAAAUGUCGCAAACUCGAGUCGAUAAAUGCCUGGGGAAUGAGGGUACCUGUAGACUGCUUCAUUGGUUUGGUGGCCAUAAGUCCAUCACUUCAAAUAAAAUCAAGAAGUCUGCUUCUAAAUUCUAUGUGGCCAGUCGUAUGAAAUAUGCUCUCUAAUAUUAUAUCCUGUAAAGCUUCCAUUUUACGUAUGUCUUCAUCCUUGUAUUUUUCCUUAUUCCACCCCCAAUAAGCUGCCAAUGAUUCUUCCAGUUCAUCUAAAACUGAACUAUUUUCUCCUCAAGUAAAUAUAAUAAGGGUAUGUAAAAACUAUGCUUUCUUAUUUGGGGCUAAAUGUAUUUACAUUUCUUUGGUUCCUCAA